Messenger RNA from Aspergillus niger, 1443 nucleotides. RefSeq lists its product as uncharacterized. Gene Ontology annotation, molecular function: cyclin-dependent protein serine/threonine kinase regulator activity. Gene Ontology annotation, biological process: G2/M transition of mitotic cell cycle; regulation of cyclin-dependent protein serine/threonine kinase activity. Bases 1 to 1443 code for a protein of 480 amino acids. NCBI's taxonomy places the organism in Eukaryota, Fungi, Ascomycota, Eurotiomycetes, Eurotiales, Aspergillaceae. The record is from RefSeq and is a predicted model, not a curated record. The transcript is spliced from 3 exons. Gene Ontology annotation, cellular component: nucleus; cytoplasm; cyclin-dependent protein kinase holoenzyme complex.
AUGAACGAGAACGACGAGAAUGGCCCAUCGACGCGUCUGACGCGGGCCAAGGCCGCUGCCCUGUCAGUCAAUGACGCUGGGGCUCCCCCCGCCAAGAAGCCGCUCCAGACGAAGAAGGCUGCGACCGCUACUACCACCACCGGAACCCGUAGACGCGCCGCCCUUGGUGAUGUGAGCAAUGUUACCAAAGCAGAGAAUGGAGAGACCAAGGAGGCCAAGAAGCCAGCUGCUACGAAGGUUGGCCUGACGUCGAAAGCAACAUUGCAGGCUGGUGGAGUUCAGAAACUUACUCGCAACAACUCGUCACGCGCUGCCCUGGGACCCAAGGACAGCAACCCCAAGAAGCCUACCACAGAAACAAAGCGCCCCGGAAGUGGAUCGGGCACCAAGCGGACAUCCAGCGAAAAGGCCAUCCAAGAGAAGGCAGCUGAGGAGGAACCACGCCCCCGAAAGAAGGUCGAAGUCGAGAAGAAGGUCACCGAACAGAAGACUGUCGCCGAAAAGAUCACCAACGCGAAGGAGGAUGUCAACGUUCCGGUCGAUCCGAAGGUUUUGCAAAAGCCUGUCGAUGAUUUUGUCGACGACCUUGACGCCGAAGAUCUUGACGAUCCUUUGAUGGUUGCUGAAUACGUCGUCGAUAUCUUCGAAUACCUCAAGGACCUUGAGCUAGAGACCUUGCCCAACGCCGAGUACAUCGAACACCAACCUGAUCUGGAGUGGAAGAUGCGCGGCAUCCUUGUCGACUGGCUCAUCGAGGUCCAUACCCGCUUCCGCCUCCUCCCCGAGACCCUUUUCCUUGCUGUCAACAUCAUUGACCGCUUCCUCUCUGCUGAGGUGGUGGCUCUGGACCGUCUUCAAUUGGUUGGUGUCGCCGCUAUGUUCAUCGCCUCCAAAUAUGAGGAAGUCCUUUCGCCACACGUUGCCAACUUCACCGACGUCGCAGACGGAACUUUCACAGAUCGUGAGAUCUUGGAUGCUGAACGGCACAUCCUCGCUACCCUGGAGUACAACAUGAGCUACCCCAACCCCAUGAACUUCCUCCGUCGAAUUUCGAAAGCAGACAACUAUGAUAUCCAAACCCGUACUCUUGGCAAGUACCUCAUGGAAAUCAGCCUUCUGGACCACAGGUUCAUGGGCUACCGCCAGAGUCAUGUGGCCGCUGCUGCCAUGUAUCUGGCUCGACUCAUCCUUGACCGGGGUGUCUGGGAUGCCACCUUGGCUCAUUAUGCCGGUUAUACUGAAGAAGAGAUCGAUCCGGUCUUCCGCCUAAUGAUUGAUUAUCUCCACCGCCCUGUCUCUCAUGAGGCGUUCUUCAAGAAGUACGCCAGCAAGAAGUUCUUGAAGGCAUCCAUCCUUACCCGGCAAUGGGCGAAGAAAUACCACCACUUGUAUAUCAACAGCUCACUAUCUGAGCCCUACUCUUAUAUGAAAGACCAUGAAUAA